This is a messenger RNA of Mercenaria mercenaria, 3607 nucleotides long. Its product is annotated as F-box/LRR-repeat protein 2-like. Gene Ontology annotation, molecular function: protein binding. Bases 231 to 890 code for a protein of 219 amino acids. Lineage: Eukaryota; Metazoa; Mollusca; Bivalvia; Venerida; Veneridae. Gene Ontology annotation, biological process: SCF-dependent proteasomal ubiquitin-dependent protein catabolic process. The transcript has 7 exons. Gene Ontology annotation, cellular component: SCF ubiquitin ligase complex. The record is from RefSeq and is a predicted model, not a curated record.
AAUGAAUACAGAAAGUGUUGGUCUUGAGAAUUUGCCUCAAAGAUGCAAUUUUUGCUGUUGAGAUGAAAACUCUAUAGGCAGUGAACAUGCAUGUUGUGCCAGGCAUAUAGUCAAAUGCUGAUGGGCUUCCGGAGAUAAAAAGCAUUAAUUUGGAUGGAAUAAGUUUAACAGACAGCAUUGAAUAGUUGAGUGAGCUGUCUCCUCUGAAAGUUCCUGUGCAAUUUCUGAUAAUGUUGUUUUCCAGAGGAGUGAAAGGUUUGGUGGACAGUCACUACCUAUUCUUGGAGGAGGUGGAGCUGGAUGGGGGAGAAAAAGAAAUUUCUGAUGUAGGACUUGAGCAACUUUCACGCUGCAAGCAGUUGAAACAUCUCGGCAUCUCCUUCUGUGAAUGUCUAACUGAUCAGUCUUUAGAAUAUCUAAAGGAAUUAAAGAAUUUGGUCUAUCUAAGAUUAAGUAAAGGCAGAGACUUUUCCUCUGACGGGCUGUCUAGUUUUUUCAAAGAAGCUUCAUUAUCAAAACUGCGGGUCUUGAAUCUGUCUGAGUGUAUUGAAGUCAAUGAUCAAGUUGUGUCUGACAUGUUACAAGCGUGUGGCAGCCACUUGAAGGAGCUGUCUCUGAGCUGGUGUGAUUCCAUCACAGACACAGGACUUAUCUCUAUAGUGGAUCACUGCUGCAACAUGGAGAAUCUGGAUCUUUCAGGUAUAGGUAGUAUCUAUGGCGAAUGUUUGUUGAGAGUUCCAGAGGAAAUGACAAAACUCAAGUUCCUUGAUCUCAGACUGUGCAGACAGAUACUGGAUAAUCUCAUUGAUGAUAUUGUUCAGCGGAAGAAGGAUUUGAAGAUUGAGCAAACAUGCAAAAAUGAAUACUUGUUUCUAAUGUUGUGUACCUAAUAGUGAAAAUAUAAGAUCUGGUUGAAAUGAGCGAAUGAUAUUUGAUCUUACAUGUGAAACUAAUUUUUAUGCCCCCCAAGGGAGGCAUAUAGUUUUUGAACCGUCUGUCAGUCUGUCGGUCUGUCAGUCUGUCCACAAUUUUCGUGUCCGGUCCAUAUCUUUGUCAUUGAUGGAUGGAUUUUCAAAUAACUUGGCAUGAAUGUGUACCACAGUAAGACGACGUGUCGCGCGCAAGACCCAGGUCCGUAGCUCAAAGGUCAAGGUCACACUUAGACAUUAAAGGAUAGUGCAUUGAUGGGCGUGUCCGGUCCAUAUCUUUGUCAUCGAUGGAUGGAUUUUCAAAUAACUUGGCAUGAAUGUGUACCACAGUAAGACGACGUGUCGCGCACAAGACCCAGGUCCGUAGCUCAAAGGUCAAGGUCACACUUAGACAUUAAAGGAUAGUGCAUUGAUGGGCGUGUCCGGUCCAUAUUUUUAUCAUCGAUGGAUAGAUUUUCAAAUAACUUGGCAUGAAUGUGUACCACAGUAAGACGACGUGUCGCGCGCAAGACCCAGGUCCGUAGCUCAAAGGUCAAGGUCACACUUAGACUUUAAAGGAUAGUGCAUUGAUGGGCGUGUCCGGUCCAUAUCUUUGUCAACCAUGGAUGGAUUUUCAAAUAACUUGGCAUGAAUGUGUACCACAGUAAGACGAUGUGUCGCGCGCAAGACCCAGGUCCAUAGCUCAAAGGUCUAGGUCACACUUAGACGCUAAAGGUCAUUUUUCAUGAUAGUGCGUUGAUGGGCGUGUCCGGUCCAUAUCUUUGUCAUUCAUGCAUGGAUUUUAAAAUAACUAUGCAUGAAUGUGUGACACAGUAAGACGACGUGUCGCGCGCAAGACCCAGCUCCGUAGGUCAAAGGUCCUAAACUCUAACAUCGCCCAUAAUUACUCAUUCAAAGUGCCAUCGGGGGCAUAUGUCAUCCUAUGGAGACAGCUCUUGUUUUUUCUAUUCCGUGUUUUUCAGUAUUUUUGACAAUAUUUUGUAUAUUUUUUAUUUAUCACCCAGUGUACAACAUACUUUGAAAGAAUGGUUGCUGAGCAUCAAUGGCACUAGCACCACGAUGGACUGAAGGAAUUAAUGUGGUUCUCUGUAUACUGUAUGUUCGGAUUGCUCAAAACCUUAGACAACCCCAGCAUUUUUUCUUGUCCCUGAGUGACUUUGAGGAAUCACUGUCUUGCCUGAUUUGAAACUUUUCACUGUCUAUUGACGCAACAAAGAAAAUCCAUGAAAAUUAGAACCCAAGGAUAACUUACAAUUUUACAAUAGGCUAACAAAUAAAUUGAAAGUAAUAUUAUAAAUUGGAAAGAAUAACUUACACUUACGGGGAAGAAUUUGUGCAUGACUAGAUAUCCGUAUUUAUAAACAUGAAAAUAUGAUCUGGAGUGCUUCAUGAAUUUUGUAAUCCUUUGGUUCUUCCAGAAUAUGUGUUAGCAUGGAAAUCUUUCAUUAGUUCUUCCUAGACAAAGUCCUUCCUUUCUUGUUUGAGAUGGAAAUCCUUUAUUUGGUCAUCGAGAACAUGCAUUGACAUGGAAGUUCUUCCCUUUGGUUAUCAACUAGGAACUUCUUCAUGAAACUUUAUUGAGAUGGAAGCCCUUCCGUUUUUAUACGCCCGUUGGAAAAACGGAAAUAUUAUGGGAAAGCCGCAGGCGGGCGGCGUCCACAGACUUUGUCCGGAGCAUAUCUUCUACAUGCAUGGAGGGAUUUUGAUGAAACUUGGCACAGUUGUUAACCAUCAUGAGACGGAGUGUCAUGCGCAAGAACCAGGUCCUAGGUCUAAGGUCAAGGUCAUACUUAGAGGUCAACGGUCAAAUUCAAGAAUGACUUUUUCCCGAGCAUGUCUUCUUCAUGCAUGCAUGGAGGGAUUAUGAUGAAAGUUGGCACAAUUGUUCAUCAUCAUGAGACGGAGUGUCAUGCGCAAGAACCAGGUCCCUAGGUCUAAGGUCAAGGUCACACUUAGAGGUCAAAGGGUACAAGAAAGAAAACUUUGUCCAGAGCAUAUCUUCUUCAUGCAUGGAAGGAUUUUGAUAUAGCUUAGUGCAAAUGUUCACCACCACGAGGCGGAGUGUCAUGCGCAAGAACUAGGUCCCUAGGUCUAAGGUCAAGGUCACACUUAGAGGUCAAAGGGUACAAGAAUGAAAACCUUGUCCGGAGCAUUUUUUCUUCAUGCAUAGAGGGAUUUUGAUAUAACUUGGCACAAAUGUUCACCACCUCAAGACAGAGUGUCAUGCGCAAGAACCAGGUCCCUAGGUCUACAGUCAAGGUCACACUUAAAGGCAAAAGGUCAGAUACAAGUAUGACUUUGUUCGGAGCAUUUCUUCUUCAUGCAUGGAGGGAUUUUGAUGUAACUUGGCACAAUUAUACACCAUCUUGAGACAAAGUGUCAUGCGCAGUUCCCUUCUUUAUAAUUACUUCCCUUUGUUGUUACUAUAAAUAGAUUAUAUUAUAACUUUUUCAUUUCUAGUCGUAGGGAAAAAUCGAGACCACUUUUCUGUAGUACAACAUGCAAGCUACAUCCAAUUUUGAGGUGUAUUUUGACCAAUCUCUACCUUGUAAAGAUUUUUGUGAGGACUUACAAUUUUUUUUGGGAUUUUUUUUUUAUGGGAUUUUUUUUUUGAAGAUUAACUUCCCGUAAUUGUUGCUAUAAAUAGCUUAUAUUGUAGGGAUAAUACACGUUUUUUU